AGAGUUAAGAAGCAGAAGAAGAAGAAUGUUUAGGAACUUUUGAUCGCAACUUGCAGAAAAAAACCGCUUUUUAAAACCAAUGGCUCUCUGAUCCCGUUCAGCGCGACGAUGGAGUACUUUCAAACAAUCUGCAGAAUUUGCGAAUCUCAGGACAAUUUGUGCGAUUUGACAAACAAGCUGAACGAAAAUGUGGCAGCAAAGUUGUCCUCGCUGACCACGAUCCGGAUUCAGCAAGACGAUACCCUGCCCCGUUGCAUUUGUAUGGAGUGUGUCGGUACACUCAAUCUAAGUUAUGAUUUUCUGCUUCGUUGUGAGGCAGCUGAGCAGAAACUUCAGGAGGAAAUUCAGGAGCUGCUGAAAGCGGAAGUUUCAGUAGACACGGGCGAGCAAAAGCCGUUGAUUGAAACCAUCGAGUUCUUAGUGGGUGAAAAUGUAGACAUAGAAGACCUUGUUGGCAGGAGCAGUCCCGACCAGCAGGAGCUUGAUGUUUUGAAGGUAGAGAACCAUGUCGAGCUGGCUGAAACGGAGCAGUUAUUCAAAGCGCAAUCGGAAGGUUUUGCAAUUGAAGAGAUUCUGGAAGAAGAGGAUGACAUAAAUAUGGUUGAGGGUGAGUUGAUAGAUAACGGCGAAGCCACCGAUGUUAUUUGCCAAGAUCAGGAACACACUAGGAAUUUCAUUCCAAUGCAAACCACGUCCAUGGACGGAACCAAAAAGUUCUUUUGCGAAACGUGUGGUAAAGGGUUCGAAAAAUGUACCGAUUUGUAUAAACACAACAAGGAUCACGGAAAGGAACGUUUCCAGUGUAAGCAGUGUGAUCGCUGGUUUUCCCGGAGAGCACACCUGCAAAGUCAUGAAGUAAUACAUACCGGGGAGCGAAAUUAUGCUUGUCAAAGUUGUACGAAUUCCUACACGAGCAGCCGUAAUCUUCGACGGCACGUCAAAAGUGCCCAUCUAGGGGAGAAGCCGUUUGUUUGCGAUCUGUGCGGGAAGGAGUUUUCGCAAAAGACUAUUCUGGAAGCUCACCAUAGCACUCAUGUACAGGAGAAAAACUAUUGCUGCCCAGUAUGUGCGAAGCGUUUUAAGUCAGGCAAGUUGCUCAAACUUCACGAAACGAGACAUACCCGCAGUGUGCAAGUGAAGACAAGCGUCGAUGCGGUUGAAUGUGAUGUUUGUCACAAGGUGUACUCGAGCAAGAUUUCACUGCGAAGCCACAAGCAGAUGCAUUCUGAUGCAAAAAUUCUGUGCACCUUCUGCGGCAAGAGUUUCAAGGUGAGAGCACAUUUAAAAGUCCACCUGCGUAGUCACACCAAAGAGCAACCGUACGAGUGUGGAGUUUGCCAUAAGAAGUUUGGCUAUGAGACCUCUCUCCGGACGCACCGGUUGAUCCACUCGGGUGAACGGCCGUACAAGUGCGAUAUGUGUGAACUGUCCUUCAAGCAGGUGAACCAUCUGAAGGCGCACAAGUUCUUGCACAGCGGACAGAAACCGUUCGAGUGUCUGGUGUGUCGCAAAUCGUUCGCACUACGGGGCAAUCUGACCAUCCACAUGCGGAUUCACGACGAGCAGGCGUGCAGUCCGUUUCAGUGCUACCUCUGCGAGGGGAAGAAAUUGAACGAUUCCAAUGCACUGAAACGGCACCUGAAAGCCCAUCCUUUGGCCAAGGUAGUUAAGAUGGGUACGCUGACGGUGAUUUUAGAUGCGGAACAGGAGCUAAAGACUGAGGAAAGUACGGAGGCUGAACAGUUGGUGCUGGAAGCUGGACAAGACGAGGACAGCCAGAGUUGAUAGAACUUCGAUGUUACUUUAUCAUAGAAUAAAAUUGCAUUUACUUUUGGUACUUAUUAGUGCUCUCUUCUAAAGUUUUGUACUGGAAAAGUAGUUAAAAAGACAUUUUGAUUAUAUAAUAAAAAUGGUACGUAGAAUACAAUUGUCGUUAAAUUA
Messenger RNA from Wyeomyia smithii (pitcher-plant mosquito), 1941 nucleotides. RefSeq names its product gastrula zinc finger protein XlCGF57.1-like. Bases 109 to 1785 code for a protein of 558 amino acids. The record is from RefSeq and is a predicted model, not a curated record. The transcript is spliced from 2 exons. Gene Ontology annotation, cellular component: nucleus. Gene Ontology annotation, molecular function: zinc ion binding. NCBI's taxonomy places the organism in Eukaryota, Metazoa, Arthropoda, Insecta, Diptera, Culicidae.